This is a messenger RNA of Ornithodoros turicata, 1538 nucleotides long. Its product is annotated as somatostatin receptor type 2-like. The transcript has 2 exons. NCBI's taxonomy places the organism in Eukaryota, Metazoa, Arthropoda, Arachnida, Ixodida, Argasidae. Gene Ontology annotation, cellular component: plasma membrane; neuron projection. Gene Ontology annotation, molecular function: somatostatin receptor activity; peptide binding. The record is from RefSeq and is a predicted model, not a curated record. Gene Ontology annotation, biological process: G protein-coupled receptor signaling pathway. Bases 250 to 1470 code for a protein of 406 amino acids.
ACGUCGAGCGUCCGUCGGGUAGCGCUGCCGACGCCAGCGCUCGCAGCGCGCGCUUCAGGCGGCGCGCGCGUCCCAGCUCGGAGACGGAACCCCAACACGCCAUGGCGUCGGCAACGCGGCUGCGAUGUUCCCCCGAUGUCUUCGCUUCGUCGUUGCCGUCGCUGUCGUCGACGCCGUCGUCACGACGGUUAAGUCGAACGUGAAGGCUCCUUCUUUGUUAUCAACGGCUGCUGGUCCGGGCGCCGCCGAAUGUCGGCGUGCAGUGGCAUGGCAGACGGCGUCUGCUACAAUAGCUCUGCGGGGGCCACCACGAUGAUGACAUCCCACCCCAGGGUUGUGUGGACCAACUGCUCGAGCUUCGUCUUCCCCCCAAACUGUUCUUCCCCGUCCUCCGGCAUGGAACACUUCUUCAAUGAGCCACCCGUCAUCGUGGUCGAGCUGGCCAAACUUGUGUACGGCAUCAUUUGCCUGGUGGGACUCUGCGGCAACUCGCUCGUGCUGUACGUGGUGCUUCGCUUCUCCAAGAUGCAGACGGUGACCAACAUGUACAUUUUUAACCUCGCCCUAGCGGACGAGAUGUUUCUCAUCGGUAUGCCUUUUUUAAUCGUGACCAUGGCGUACAAAGGUUGGCCCUUUGGGGCCGCCAUGUGUAAGAUGUACAUGACAACCACGUCCAUCAACCAGUUCACGUCCAGUCUCCUGUUGACGGUCAUGUCGGCCGACCGUUACGUCGCCGUCUGCCAUCCCAUCGCCUCCCCCCGUUACCGCACCCCGUUCAUCGCCAAGUUCAUUUGCCUCACGGCGUGGACAGUGUCCGCUCUUCUUAUGGUGCCCAUCUACAUGUACGCCAGCCUGAUCAUUGACGGCAACGGAGCCAUCAUCACUUGCAACAUCGUCUGGCCGCGUUCGGCCGCUAUGAACGGUCAGACUGCCUUUACACUGUACUCCUUCACCCUGGGGUUUGCCAUCCCGCUCGCCCUGAUCCUGCUCUUCUACAUCCUCGUCAUCUGGCGGUUGAGCCGCGUCGGACCGCGCGGUCGCCGGCGGUCCCACCGCAAGGUGACCUACCUCGUGCUCACCGUCAUCACCGUCUAUAUAAUCUGCUGGCUGCCUUACUGGGCCGCGCAGAUGUACAUAACGUUGGUGACGACUCCUGCCAGGCAGACGGCGGUCUCUUUUACCGUCUUUCUUCUCUGCGGUGGCCUGUCAUACGCAAACUCGGCAAUCAACCCAAUCCUGUACGCGUUUCUCAGCGAUAACUUUAAGAAGUCUUUCGCCAAAGCCUGUUCCAGCUGCACGGCGCGGCCGGGCACACGAGAUGCGGAUCCGCAUCAGAUGCACCCGCUAGAGAACAGCGCCCUGCCGGCGCCCAAGAACAGGGGCCACCCGUCGCAACCGACGACCACGACCGUCACAGCGCCCGAACCGUCGGCCGUUCAGCCUCCGCCUGCAUCACCCUGUCCGGUGUGAUACUCCCAUCGUUGCUCAGGCGCUCGUUUUUUUGUUACUUCUUUUUCGGCCCAAAUAAAAUGGUAUGC